Messenger RNA from Stereum hirsutum FP-91666 SS1, 402 nucleotides. RefSeq lists its product as uncharacterized. The record is from RefSeq and is a predicted model, not a curated record. NCBI's taxonomy places the organism in Eukaryota, Fungi, Basidiomycota, Agaricomycetes, Russulales, Stereaceae. The coding region runs from base 1 to 402 and encodes 133 amino acids. The transcript has 5 exons.
AUGCGCUUCUCCACUCUCUUCCUCGGUGCCGCCUCCCUUCUCGCUGCUGUGGCCCCUAGCAUGGCCACUGCCAUCGACAGCAGUUUGAACAAGAGGCAGACGUUCAGCAACGAACGCUUCACCUACUACGAAGUCGGCGGCGCCGCCGGUGCUUGUGGUCAAACCCACAGCGACUCUGAGUUUGUCGUCGCUCUCAACGCUGAUCAAUACGGUUCUGGGUACCCCGGCCCCCACUGCUUCCAGACGAUCACCAUCACCGCCAACGGUAAGACUCACACCGCUGAGAUCGUCGACAAGUGCCCUGGCUGCCCCUACGGCGGGCUCGACUUCUCGCCCACCCUCUUCGAAUACUUCGCUCCCUUGAGCCAGGGCGUCCUCACCGGCAGCUGGCACUUCAACUAA